Molecule: messenger RNA, 1308 nt
Organism: Penicillium salamii
Lineage: Eukaryota; Fungi; Ascomycota; Eurotiomycetes; Eurotiales; Aspergillaceae
Source: the annotation of a GenBank genome assembly
AUGUCUCGACCAACUUCACAGGUCCAGCGGCCCCUGUCCCUCACGGAGGAACUGGAGAAAUUGGAGCAAUCUAUCACCCUGACACUGCAAGAGAUCGACCAAAAUUUCAGCCAAGCCCACCGAAUUGUGACCACGAGUAUUCUACCCUUGGUGGAGCAAUAUACUGAGCAUUCACGAGAUGUUUGGGAAGGCUCCAAGUUCUGGAAACAAUUCUUUGAAGCAAGCGCCAACGUAUCCCUCUCUGGCUAUGAAGAACGCAACAAUGAUGAAGAAACCGAGCAGGAGCCCACGGCUACAGAGGAGGAGUUGUCCACCGAUAUGACGCAAAACUCUAGCCUCGAUGAGACUAUUACCAAUGAGACACCUUCAUCUCAGCGCCAUGAAACCCCACGCCGUGACCAGGCAGGGGAUCUGGACCUCACCGACCUCGCCAUAUCUUCACACAGCACCCCGCGUGCUCCGGGUUACACUCACCAUGACGACGACGACAUUACAACCUCCUCAAUGGACUACUCUUCCUCCUACGAGAACCUAAGGAAACAAGUCAACGAGUCUGAAGCGCCGUUCGAUCUCCCCGACUCAUCAACUCUCCCAUCAACCCCAGGCCGCGAGUCCUUUUUACACCGCGGCGUCUCCGCCUCAACUCUCAUGUCAUCCCCAUUCCUCCCACCAGCAUCCCAACCAUCCACCCAGGACCGCCGGUAUCAAAAGACGUCCGACCCAGUUCUCCAUCAAAUGCUCGACAAGACAUACCGGGUCCAAGCCACGCCGCUUGGAAAGGGCUUCCGCAACGCCAGCGGAGGCACCAACCCCAGAUCCAAGUUCAAUGUCACCCCGCAGAAGACCGAGACUACCUCCAAAUACGGCUACGAUGAUUCUCCCAUCUCUAGCCCAGAACCCGAGGCCCCACAGCUUCAUUCGGAGAUCUUUUCAUCGCCCAUCAAGGGCGUUGAUACACCGGGCACGAACCGCAAGCGUCGAACUAGCAGCAAUCGCCGUGAACCUCCUCGGCCUGGUAUGAGUGUUCUGACUCCAGCCAAAAAGCCAUCUGGCAAAUCAGCCAUGUGGGAUAGUGACGAUGAUUUCGAUUACGAUGAUGAAGACCUUGGACCCAGUCCACCAAAGACCAUGCAGUUCCAUAUCCCGCAGAGCAGACUGAUGAGAACGCCUGCGAGAGAGGCUUCCAAGCGCAUCGUGACCGAUCUGCUAGCAACCGCUGGAGCUGGAGAUGUUACAGAUGACUUUGGUGAUGAACAGAGCCCCAGUGUUAUCCGCCGAAUGGAAAACCUGGAGGAUGAGACAUUCUAA